Molecule: messenger RNA, 824 nt
Organism: Tilletiopsis washingtonensis
Lineage: Eukaryota; Fungi; Basidiomycota; Exobasidiomycetes; Entylomatales
Exons: 4
Coding region: 36-824 (262 amino acids)
Molecular function (GO): FMN binding
Source: RefSeq, a predicted model, not a curated record
UCCGCACCCUCACCACCCUUCACUCACCACCUGUCAUGUCUCUCUCCGACCCGCGCUGGAAGACGCUGCUGGCACGCAGCAUCAGCGAGCACAUUGGCAACGACAAGAGCACGCUCUACUACGUCCUCACCACGCCGCCCCUCUCCUCGCGCUACGUCGUGCACCGCGGCUUCCUCAACGAGCAGCGCGCCGACACGCCCGAGGGCGUCGAGGCGGCCGACAAGGGCUUUGCGCGCUCCGACUCGCUCCUCACCACUACCGACAUUCGCGCGCCCAAGGCCGUGGCCAUCCAGCAGGCGCAGGACAAGGGCGGCAAGGCCGAGGGCUGCGUGGCAUGGUGGAUCGAGGGCGCACAGCUGCAGUUUCGCAUCUCGGGCACUUUGCAUCUCAUCUCGUCGAGCAACCCUUCCGCACCUGCCUUCCUCGCCCCUCGUUCCUCCAAGGGCGAGACAUUCGACUGGGCGGCUGAGCGUUCGCGCAUCUUUGCCAAGCUCUCGCCCUCGCUGCGCGCCUCGUUUGCGCGGCCCACGCCCGGAUCGAAGCAUCCGCAGGGCGAUGUGAAGGGCGCGGGAGAGGGAGAGGCGGCGCACGAAGUGGGAGAGACGGAAUGGCCAAAGGAGCUGCCGAGUGCAAAGGAGGAGAAGGAGGCGGAUGAGGAGCAGAAGCGAUUGCUGGCGCUCGCAGAGAAGAACUUUGCCCUUGUGGUGCUCCACCCGACGCGCGUCGACGUGGUGGAUCUGGCGCGCGACAGGCGCAGUCUGUUUGAGCGCAGCGAGAGCGAGAAGGACGGCGGCGAGUGGAGCGAGACGCAGCUGGUGCCGUAG